This is a messenger RNA of Condylostylus longicornis, 756 nucleotides long. Its product is annotated as transmembrane protein 205. NCBI's taxonomy places the organism in Eukaryota, Metazoa, Arthropoda, Insecta, Diptera, Dolichopodidae. The transcript has 4 exons. The coding region runs from base 1 to 672 and encodes 223 amino acids. The record is from RefSeq and is a predicted model, not a curated record.
AUGGCCGCUGCAUUUUUAGGAUCAAAUUUAUACAAUUCAAUUACAAAAACAACACAACCAGCGCAUAUAAUAUCAUUAUUUAUCCUUUUAUUUGUCCUUUAUUCAAUAUGGCCAGAAAUUUUAGGAUAUGGAAAUAAACAGAAAAAUAUUUUUUUAACAAUAAUAUAUAUAUUGUCAGUUGCAACACAUUUUGGUGCAUUAAUAUGGAUGACAUUUUUCUCAGGUUUGGCCCUAUAUUUUUCAUUACCAAGGCAUACAUUUGGACAAUGUCAACAUGUAUUGUUUCCUAUGUAUUUUGCAUUAAAUGCAAUCUUAAGUAUUAUAAUAUUUAUUAGUUUUAUAAAAAUCAAAAGUGGAACUUGGAAUAAAAUGGAUUUAACACAAAUAUUUAUUUUGGGAUUUCGUGCUACAACUGAAAUAAUUGUACGUUUAUAUUUUGCACCAAUGAUAAAAACCUUAAUGAAAAUUAAAUAUAGUUUGGAAAAAGUUCAAGGUAGUGGCAAAGAAGUUGGUUAUUUAGAUCAAAAAGAUUUAUCAAAAUGUCCACAAUAUCAAAAUGUUAAUAAACGUUUUAGGAAAAUUCAUGCUGGUGCAGCUAUUGGUAAUUUAACAGCAUUAGCAUGUUCUGUACUACAUCUUUUAUAUUUAGCAACAAAAAUUUCAAUAAGUUAACAAUAAUUUUUAUUUAAAUUUAAUUUUUUUUUUCAUUUUUUAAUAUUUUAGUAGAUUUUAAGUGAAUUUAGUAUUAUUAAAAUU